Molecule: messenger RNA, 1156 nt
Organism: Callorhinchus milii (elephant shark)
Lineage: Eukaryota; Metazoa; Chordata; Chondrichthyes; Chimaeriformes; Callorhinchidae
Gene: med21
Product: mediator complex subunit 21
Exons: 4
Coding region: 46-480 (144 amino acids)
Biological process (GO): regulation of transcription by RNA polymerase II
Cellular component (GO): mediator complex
Molecular function (GO): transcription coregulator activity
Source: RefSeq, a predicted model, not a curated record
UGGCUGUGAGUUGGUCCAAUCACAGGGCGUGUUGUUGGGGUGAAGAUGGCUGACAGACUGACACAGCUGCAGGACGCCGUCAACUCGCUGGCAGACCAGUUCUGUAAUGCUGUAGGUGUGCUACAACAGUGUGCACCUCCAGCAUCAUUUAGUAACAUCCAAACUGCUAUAAACAAAGACCAGCCCUCUAAUCCAACAGAAGAAUAUGCUCAGCUUUUUGCUGCAUUGAUCGCCAGAACUGCUAAAGACAUAGAUGUGUUAGUUGACUCACUACCCAGUGAAGAAUCUACAGCAGCAUUACAGGCUGAAAGUUUACGUCGGUUAGAAGCGGAAAAUCACGAAGCUGCAGCUCGGUUAGAAUUGGUUGUUUACCAAGGGGAUAUGCUGUUGGAAAAGAUACAGAGUGCAUUAGCUGAUAUUGCUCAGUCGCAGCUUGGGACAAGAAGCAGUGGACAUAGUCAGCAUGUUCCUGAAUCGUAAUAGCAGGACAUGGUAAACUAAGGGCGCGAUCUUAACUGCUUGAGAACUGUUGUCGCCUUGGAUCAUACACUGUUGCUGCAAAAAAUACGAUUUUUUUAAAAAUUAUUUUUAUUAAAACUCUAAAGAAUGCUCCCGGUAACAAUUUUUUCUUUGUGAAAGAGUAAACUUAUUUUUCCUCAGCAUACUUGUCUUCAACUUUCUUCCUUUUUGAUCCUUUUGCAAGUUUUUUUUAAAAAGAAGAGCAAUUGGACAUGUAACAUUGUCUGCUACAGCAAAAGUCUCAAUUUGGCUUUGAAAACUCAAUAAAUCAACUGUUCUCAUAAAACUAAAGUUCUUUACAUUUUGGAAAACACAUGUUUAAUCUGUUGCAUACUGAAACAUGUUCCCUUUGGUGCUAUGUCAUUAGAGUGAUUAGAGAAUUGAAAUAUGUUCUUAGAAAUAAGACCUUUUGUUAGACCAGACCUAAUCUGACAAAACCAAUAGAAACUUGGAACAGUAGAUGUUCCAGUGAAGAUUUCAUAACUGUAUAGUUAGUUAGAUCUUCUGCAUAUAUGGAAUAAAUAUUGUAUUCAAGUUCCUAUAUAAUAUUUUGUUUAUAUGGUGUAUGUUUCAGUUUAAAAUUAUAAAUAAACUUUUCAAUGGUUGACUUUGGCUUGGUGUUGAAGGCAUGGAGAAA